Colletotrichum navitas is the source of this 717-nucleotide messenger RNA. RefSeq lists its product as uncharacterized. NCBI's taxonomy places the organism in Eukaryota, Fungi, Ascomycota, Sordariomycetes, Glomerellales, Glomerellaceae. The transcript has 2 exons. Bases 151 to 618 code for a protein of 155 amino acids. The record is from RefSeq and is a predicted model, not a curated record.
GCUUCACGAUGCUACGUUUGAACGAUGAGUUGGGGAACGGCCAGACUAUAAGAUGUCUCAUAGCCCCUUCAACAAAUCUAAGCUAGCUUGAGGUAUGCUACGGUUCUUGAGCAGGACACCCGAGCUCUUUCGAAAUGGCUAAAUCAGACCAUGCGGUUCUGUGCAUAUGUAGAGCAUAAUUGGGAGAACGGGAAUCGUGCUCGCCAUGGUGUGCUUGCAAGAGAGAAGCGUUAUGGAAAGCUUUGUUUAUCUACUCUGACACAUGUGACAAUACCGAACCACCAUAGGCUAACUCUAAGAAAGGCCAUGCAAGACCGGUUCCCUCCAAUUUGGGUUUCUGCUCCGUCCCGGCAGCACCGUUGGCGAGUAUUGAUUGCCCCUUUCAGGCAUCGGUCCGAACGGAAGAGCUCAACGGGGAAAAUAGCCCCGGCGCCAGCGCCAUUGUUGGCGGCGGUUAAUCAAUUGCAUAGCUGCCGGAACCAACAUCGAGUCGUCUUCCGAUUACAGAGCGUAAAUCCAAUGAUUCAACCAACCCCUUCCUCAUCUUCAUGUGAUGGAUUGCCCACCAGGCCAUAUUGGAGUGAACAGAACACUAUGAGCGUAUUUACGCAAGUUUGAUUCAUCCGCUUCCACAGGGGGGCUUGGACCGAUGGCCUCUGUAAAGUUACUCAGCACGGAGGGACACCGAUCGGUGAAGAUGCCGGCUACGCCCUUCCG